Molecule: messenger RNA, 2210 nt
Organism: Laetiporus sulphureus 93-53
Lineage: Eukaryota; Fungi; Basidiomycota; Agaricomycetes; Polyporales; Laetiporaceae
Product: zinc finger dihydrouridine synthase
Exons: 13
Coding region: 99-2135 (678 amino acids)
Biological process (GO): tRNA processing
Molecular function (GO): metal ion binding; RNA binding; tRNA dihydrouridine synthase activity
Source: RefSeq, a predicted model, not a curated record
GCGCUGUCCGGAUUGCACAUUCACUGGUCUCCUCUAUACGAACCAAAAACUCCUUGACGAUUGAGAAAUCCGUGGUCUAGGAUUGCUGAAAACCAAAAAUGGCGACGGCAUCAUUUCCUCUGGGAACGGCUCCGAUCAAGUCAGAAUUUCUGAUCUCAAUCGUUCCUCGCGACGUGCCUGACGACGACGCGGCUGAAGGCAGCACCAAUCACAUCAACGGUCGACAGAACGAGAACUCAAACGGCUCUGCGCAGGACGCAGAAGAGGGCAAGAAACUCAGCGGCGCCCAGCGUAGGAAGCUCUCGAAGGAGGAAAGGAAAGCCAAGCGUGGUGCGAACAAAGGCCGUCGCUUCCAGAAAGUGCGGGACGAAGUUGAACUCUGCUGGAAAAUCGCAAAUGGGAAGACUUGCGAGUUUGGCUCAGAAUGUCGUUUUACGCAUGAUGCCUCUGCGUACCUAGCUGCGAAGCCUCGCGAUGUUCGCUUUCCCUCUGCUUCGGACCUGAUCAAUGAACCGCCGUUCGUCCAGUCGCCAUCGCCCGACGUAGAGAUGGCUGAUGCAAAGCAUCCCUCAGUCGAUUUUAAAACAAGUUGCCCUGUAUUCGAGAAGACAGGCGAGUGCAAGCAUGGCCUUAAGUGCCGCUUCCUCGGCGGCCACGUCCGCGAAGGCGAGGAUGGCAUCCUCGAGCUCGUCGUAGACGAGGAAAAAAAAGGACGCGCUGCUGUUGCGGAGGCAGAAGUUAAUUUCAUUGAUGCGAAUACGCUGAAGAUGCUCCGCACGAAAAAGUACCUGCAUCCGGUUUCGGACGCAUAUCUGAAAGAAUUGCAGGCCAAAGGUGGCGAUGAGGGUAAGGACACCAAGGCGUCAAAAACGGAUGCGCAGCUCGCUCUUGAGCCAGAUGCAGAGGCGUCAAUCGCACCACAGCUCGCUUUUGAUGCAGAAGCGAAGCAAGAAACGCCGCAGGAAGAAACGCCGCAGGAAGAUACGCCUGACGUUCCGUUCCGCGCCAUUGAAAAGAAGAGACUGCAUUGGUCUGGGAAGACGUAUCUUGCCCCUCUUACCACUGUCGGCAACUUACCGUUCCGUCGUCUCUGUGUGGACUACGGUGCAGAUAUCACCUGCGGUGAAAUGGGCCUUGCGAUGUCCUUCCUUCAGGGCUCCAAGGAAGAAUGGUCUCUCGUGCGUCGUCACCCGUCAGAGUCUAUUUUCGGGAUGCAGCUCGCAGGAAGCAAACCAUCUCUCCUUGUCCCCGCAGCAGAGAUCAUCGGACGAGAAUGCGCUGGUAACCUAGACUUCGUCGAUGUCAACUGCGGCUGUCCGAUCGACUUGGUGUACAGGACUGGCAGUGGCUCCGCUCUGCUGGAUGCUGCUGGAAAACUCGGGAAGAUCGUUGUGGGGAUGAACAAGGCACUCGGAGAUAUACCUGUCACCGUCAAGCUUCGCACGGGGGUCAAAGAUGGGCGCAAUACCGCCCAUAAGCUGAUGCCGCGCCUUGGCUCCGAGUUCGGCGCAUCUGCCCUGACACUGCAUGGACGAACACGGCAGCAGCGGUACACUAAGCUCGCGGAUUGGGAUUACAUCAAGCUCUGCGUCGAUGCUGUGCGUGCUAGGGAAGCUGAAGAGGAUUUGCCUCCGGUUCCAAUAUUUGGCGGCGGAGACUGCUUUUCGUCUGAAGAUUAUUGGCGGAGAAUGGAGAGCAGUGCGGUCGAUGGGAUCAUGAUUGGGCGUGGUGCAUUGAUUAAACCGUGGAUAUUCACCGAAAUCAAGGAGCGGAGUGAAUGGGAUAUCAGUUCAAGAGAGCGCCUUGAACUGAUCAGGAAGUAUGCUGAAUAUGGGUUGAAUCACUUUGGUUCGGAUACUGCAGGAGUGAACACGACCCGUCGGUACCUCUGCGAAGCGCUAUCCUUCCAGUACCGCUAUAUUCCCAUCGGUCUGCUCGAGACACUACCAGGACGUAUCAAUGAUCGAGCGCCCGCCUUCCGAGGCCGGGAUGAGCUAGAAACAUUGCUAGCGAGUGCAGACAGCAGAGAUUGGGUGAGAGUCUCAGAGAUGUUCCUCGGUCCCGCUCCAGAAUCAUGGACGUUCACGCCGAAGCACAAGAGUAACGCUUACGGUAGCGAAGAAAGUCAGGGGUGAAGACGUAGAUACAUUGCCUUGUAGCGUGUAGUAAUAGGAUAUCUGAAUUGAAAUUCUUCUUGGUGCUGGAUCCCC